Molecule: messenger RNA, 971 nt
Organism: Serinus canaria (Common canary)
Lineage: Eukaryota; Metazoa; Chordata; Aves; Passeriformes; Fringillidae
Gene: ORC6
Product: origin recognition complex subunit 6
Exons: 7
Coding region: 30-830 (266 amino acids)
Biological process (GO): DNA replication; DNA replication initiation
Cellular component (GO): nuclear origin of replication recognition complex
Molecular function (GO): DNA binding
Source: RefSeq, a predicted model, not a curated record
GGUUGAGUGCGCGCCAGGCACGGCGAGCGAUGGAGCGCGGGGCCGUGCGGGGCAUGGCGGCCCGACUGGGCCUGGCCGAGCCCGCCCUGCUCAGAAAAGCUGAGGAGUAUCUGCGGCUGUCCCAGGUGAAGUGCACAGGGUUAAUGGCUCAGAUGACGGCGACGAGCAGUGCUGUGAUGUGCCUGGACCUGGCGGCGAGUUUCAUGAAACAACCGGUUGACAAAAGCUAUUGUGUCAAACUCUCUGGUUUGAACAAGACCACCUACCAGAGCUCCAUGAAGUCUUUGGAGUGUUUGCUAGGGGUGAACCAAAGGCUGGGGAUGCGAGACUUGGCUGUGCAGUUCUGCUGCUCAGAGGCAGUGAACAUGGCUUCAGAGAUCCUGCAGAGGUAUGAGUGCAGCCUCUCGGAAGCACAGCGAGUGGACCUGGAUUUCUCCAAACCCCUGUUCCUAACAGCUGCUCUGUGCACUGCAUGCAGAUGUUUGAAGCUAAAAGUGGACAAAACUAAAAUGGUGGCUACAUCUGGAGUGAAAAAAGCAAUAUUUGACCGGCUGUGCAAUCAGCUGGAGAAGAUAAGCCAGCAGCUCAGCAAAGCUGUUCCACUGGCUGCAGAGACACCUGACAGCUUGCAGAGCACCCUGGAGCAGUGUGAGCAGGAAGAUGGCUCUGAAGAGGAUGAGGAACUGCCAUGUAAACAGCCAAAGACUGAAACUAUUCAGGACUAUGAGGAAUGGAAAAAGAAAAUCCUGGAAAAUGCUGCUAAGGCACAAGAAACAAGGAGUACUGACUCUGUAAUGCCACCCAGUAAUGUAACUGCUGCUUGCUCUUGAUUUUAACUCUCCCUCUGCUCUAACAAGAGAUCCUGUAGUGUGUGCAUGAUGGCUGCCUGGCAGACAGCUGAUUUUAUUUAGGUUUUAAGUAUUUAAGAAUGUUAUUUUCAAUAAAUGACACCAUGGAGUGGUGGGAUUUUA